GGUCUCGCGGUUUGGGCGCUGUGGAGCGGAGGCGAGCGGGCACGGGCGGGCGGGCUGGGGUCGGCGCGCUGCCGGGAUGGGCAACACCGUCGCCAGAGAGGAUUUCGAGUGGGUCUACACGGACCAGCCUCAUGCCGACCGCCGCAAGGAGAUCCUGGCUAAGCAUCCAGAGAUUAAAGCGUUGAUGAAGCCAGACUACAACUUGAUCUGGGUGGUUGUGCUGAUGGUUCUUGCGCAGUUGACUGCAUUUUAUCUAGUUAAAGACUUGGACUGGAAAUGGGUGAUCUUCUGGGCAUAUGUUUUUGGAAGCUGUGUUAGCCACUCCAUGACUCUGGCAAUUCAUGAGAUCUCCCACAAUAGUGCCUUUGGCAACAGCAAAGCAAUGUGGAAUCGAUGGUUUGGGAUAUUCGCCAACCUCCCUCUUGGUGUCCCAUACUCCAUAUCCUUCAAGAGAUACCACAUGGAUCAUCAUCGUUAUUUAGGAGGCGAUGGAAUUGAUGUGGACAUUCCUACCAACUUUGAAGGCUGGUUUUUCUGCACCCGUUUUAGGAAGUUCAUAUGGAUUGUUCUUCAGCCAUUUUUCUAUGCCAUUAGACCUCUCUGCAUCAAUCCCAAACCUAUUACUCGACUUGAAGUAAUCAAUUUGUUGGCUCAACUUUCUUUUGAUGUUGUGAUAUAUUAUUUAUUGGGAGUCAAAUCCACAUUUUACAUGCUUGCUGGUUCAGUACUUGGACUUGGGUUGCACCCAAUUUCAGGACACUUCAUAGCUGAACAUUACAUGUUUUUGAAAGGACAUGAGACUUAUUCCUACUAUGGGCCACUGAAUUUGCUCACUUUUAAUGUUGGCUAUCACAAUGAACAUCAUGACUUUCCCAAUAUUCCUGGCAAGAGCCUUCCACUGGUGAAGAAGAUAGCAGCUGAAUACUAUGACAACCUGCCACAAUAUAAUUCUUGGAUAAAAGUACUGUAUGACUUCGUGAUGGAUGACACAAUCAGCCCAUAUUCACGUAUGAAAAGGCAAUUAAAGGGUGAAGUGAAGCAAGAUUAAACUUCUGGCAACCAAAAAAACUUUGAAAUGUCUGCUUGCUUUAAAGUGGCUGGUAUAAGGUCUCUUGCUAAAGCUGUUCACCAGUGUCCUGAAUUAAGAUUUACAGCAACAUAGCAAUGCAUCCUUAAGGAUUUUGUAGCAGACUCCUACCAGCUAUAACAUUCCUCGCAGUCCUCAGAUUUGUUGGUUUAAUAUGUCUAUGUUUGCCUAAAGAUCAGUGUUAUAUAUAUAAUGCUAAAUCACUUUGUUACAGGAUUUACUUUGGCAGGUGUUAAAUCUAUGUAAAAUACCUGCCUGACUCCUAAAAAAUACUGAGUUCUCAACGUAUUACACUGCCCACAACAUGCUGUUUAGAUGACUGUAGCGUUCAAACCUGUUAAUUCUAACCUAACAUGAUUUGUUAACUUAAACCUUCUGUUGAACCUGUUUCCUAACAUAUGGGUGGAUGAACUAAAUUUGCACAGAAAUGUUAAGUCUUUCUGUUCAAAUAUGUAAUGUGUCAUUCGAAGCAUUGCUUUAAAGUUCCACAUUUUCUAUUGAAAGUACCUUAAAGGAGCAAUCUGUCAGAAUGAACCUGGUGUCUUUCAGAUGGCUUGUGUGGCUUCCUUGUUGAAAGGUGGGGAAUUCAAGGGUAUUACCAACUUUGUAGAUCCUCACCUACUGUUUAAGCUGCUUGUGUUAGCAUAUAGCUUGAGCAGCCAGCAUUUAGAGUUGUGUUGCUUAAUGUAACUGAUACGGUUUUUCCUUUUUUCAUAAUGGAAAAAGUCUCGUUACAGUUUGAGGUUGUUUUUGUGUGCAAAGAAAAAGGAUUACACUUGUCCUAAUUGUCUCUGUUAUUGCCAUGGUUUUAAAUGCUCAAUCUAGAAAUAUUUACACUCAUUUGGAAAUCUGGCUUGCAUGGAAAACUGAAUCAAUUGAAACAGGUACUGUCUGGCAAACUGUUAAGCAUAUUAGUCAUGUGUGUACAUAAAAAGGUGUUGCUAAAUGACCUUUCUUUUUCCCCUAAGCCUACAGUACCCUACAUAAACAUUUCCCUUUCUUACAUAUUAAAAUGUGGUGGAAGCACAGGUGGUGAUAUCAAAUUUCCUGCCUAAGAAGUUUUUAAAUUGGGAACAGAGAACAGAUAGACUUGCUAAACACUGAAGAAUCUCUACAUACCUCAGCACAGUGUAUUUACCUUCUAUCACUUAAUGCACCAACGAUGGCUUUAAGCAGCCAAAGAUGGCUACAGAUCACCCUUAAAUCUCAAGUGGUGACCCUGUGAUUCACUUAUCAAUAGAUGGAAUUUGAUGAAGGUGUAACUCUUAGCUGCUGUCCACACUGGUCUGCUGUAAGUAACUUAGGUGCCACCUUUAACUCCUGCAUUUUGUUUUGGUGUGUUUUAGGGGAUUUUAAGAAGCUGAGGGCCUGACAAGAGUAUGUUGGUGCCUUUUAACCCUUGCUUGAUUGUGGUCUUAUUUUUAAUGUGUGUUUUGUUUAAGUGUGGGGCCCUUACCUGUGGCAAAGCAACAGAAAUGGUAUGUAAGUGUGCCAGCCACUUACUGGCAGCAUAAUGAAGUCACUUUGUAACAUGCUAGCUAGCCAGCAUAUUGCUCAGGGUAGAGUGUAAUGUCAAAAUAAACUUUAUCUAGUAUUCUUACAUGUAAUUCAAAAGCAAAUAUUAAAGUAAUAUUGGAUGAAUUUUUGACUGGUCCCCUUAUACUGAAGGACUUAAGCUUUAGUGAAAUUUGGUAUUUCUAUGGCAGAUGUAAGACCUGGUCUGUUGAGUGGUUGUAUAGACAAACUGUGAAGAAUCAUUGCCUUUCCUUUCUACUCAAGGAAAACUGACUUUGGUUGAACGACUUGAAUAGACUUAAGUUGCAGAACAUGCAUUUGGGGGAUUUUUUUAAGCCACUUCUGCAUGACUGCUCAAUUUAAGAAGCGAAAGGUGGAAUUAAAUCUCUUCAGUGUUGAUGGCUUAACAUAGCUGGAUGAAGAACAGAAAGUGUCUCUGAAAAGUUUUAUGGCUAAAAGCUAAAGUUUUCAAAAAACAUCAUUUAUGCCAGAUGAAGACUUAAGAUAACCACAGUUCAAAGUCAAAUUUUAUACUUGGGCUUAGUUACCUACUUCAUGUAAUCCUUGAUGCCCCUUACUGUCUUCCCAAUAGAUAGUGCAAGUGUGGAGUCCUACUUCUAAACAAGACUGAAGUUGCCAUCUCUUGUUUAAAAUUGCAGAUGUUGCUUUAAGGUGUUCUAUGAUCUUCUCUUCCAGCUGUGAUUAUAAAUACACUAUUUUCACUGUAAAAGCUGCAGAAUACUGGGGAAUUCCAUGCUUGCCAUGAUCUUUGAGACAUCUGCUACUGGCUACCUAUUGGAGAAGACUUACUGGACUAGGUUAAUCUCAGCCAGUGAGACUAAAGUUUGUGCCUACACCAUGGUCUGAUUCUUGCAUGCAUUGGUGAUGUCUAUUCUUAGGUAUAUAAUUCCUGUGUAAUACACAAGAGGCCUUGGCAUUUAGCUUGUAGUAGGGAUUUUGCCAGAAGCAGAUAAUCUAAAAGUUAGCCUGUAUGGCAUCCCUAUUUCAUCCCUAAAUGUUAGAAGCAUUUCUGGACCACUGGUAAGAGGAACUAAGACCAGCCAGACUGACUUGUUUGGUAUAUUCCAAAUGAAUACCUAGUUCAGUCCAGUUGCAAUGUGGUGUGUAGUCCAAAGGCAUGGCACAAAUAAGAUAGUAUUUUUUUGACAUACAUAUGAAUCAUCUAGUUAUUAUUUUUAAGGAAUUCAGUAACUUUAAUGCUAUUAGAAUCUAUCUGGCAGAAACGGGUUAGUGUAAUGUUUGUAAUACUUAUCUGAAAGUUGGAGGGACCUUUGACUAACCUGUAAAGA
Molecule: messenger RNA, 3912 nt
Organism: Strigops habroptila (Kakapo)
Lineage: Eukaryota; Metazoa; Chordata; Aves; Psittaciformes; Psittacidae
Gene: DEGS1
Product: delta 4-desaturase, sphingolipid 1
Exons: 3
Coding region: 77-1048 (323 amino acids)
Biological process (GO): ceramide biosynthetic process
Cellular component (GO): membrane
Molecular function (GO): sphingolipid delta-4 desaturase activity
Source: RefSeq, a predicted model, not a curated record